AUGGGUAAUUGCACUUCUUCAUCUGAGAAUGCAAAGAAGAAUUCAUCAGAUAAUGUGCAAGGCUACAUAUUUAAUCAAGUAAUCGGGAAGGGCGGCUUUGGAAAAGUUUGGAACGUACAAAAGCGCAAGAACAAAGAAGUAUUAGCCAUGAAAAUCAUGUCAAAGGUUAAAAUACUCAGCAAAAAGAGUGUAAAUUCUGUUCUAAACGAAAGAAAAAUCCUAAGUCAUCUUAAUCAUCCGCUAAUUGUUAAUAUGCACAAUUCUUUUUAAGACAGAGAAAACUUGUACCUCACUAUGGAUUUUAUAGGAGGCGGAGAUCUCAGAUAUCAUUUAAUUCACUAAACAGAGCCCUUUAGUGAAACUCAAGCACAAUUCAUUGCUUGCUGCAUAGUCAGUGCUCUUGAAUAUAUUCACUCAUAAAACAUUCUUCAUAGAGAUAUAAAACCAGAAAAUUUGAUAUUCGAUGAAAGUGGCUAUCUAAAAGUAACUGAUUUUGGCAUUUCUCGCAUUUGGAAACCAGAUAACUCAAACGAAACAAGUGGAACUCCAGGUUAUAUUGCUCCUGAAAUAUUAAUGAGAUAAAAUUAUGGAGUCGCUGUAGACUACUAUGCACUUGGUAUUAUUAUGUAUGAAAUGGCAAUGGGAAAAAGGCCUUACAAAGCUAAAGAUAGAAAGGAGUUGAGGGAAUAAAUUUUGGCUAAGUAAGUUCAAAUAAAGAGAGAAGAAAUUCCCAAAGGAUGGUCGCUAGAAGCUAUUGACUUUAUCAACAGAUUAAUCUAAAGAAAGCCUUCAAAUCGUUUAGGUGUAAAUGGGCCACAAGAAGUCAAAGAUCAUGUUUGGAUUAAAAGUUUUCCUUGGUAAAAGCUGAAUAACAAUGAAAUAGAAGCACCAUAUAAACCGCCUAAGGGUUGUGUUUAUAAUUUUGCAGGAAAGAUAGCUAGUGAGCAAACAGAAAUUGACAAACAAAAUGCUAUUUUGCUUAGAAAAGAUGAAGUAUAACAGCUAUUUAAGGGAUAUGAAUGCGAUUCAAGCAAGACAGUCAAAGUUACUAACAACAACUUUUAGUUUUCACUCAGUGGAACUCCUUUUACUAGUGGAAACUCUAGCUUUUCAAUGUCUACAUAAAAUAAAACAGGAAAUAAGAAUUAAAAAAACGAAAUAAUCUAGUUACAGCACAUACAGGCUUCUAUUGGGGGAAAUUCUUAAUGCUUAAACUAACUUAAUUAUGCAUAGUAGUCUCAAUCACAAAUAUUUACAGCCUACACAAAAGCUCCUACUUUGUAGUAAGGGCAUUCAUCUUAAAUAAAUUAAUUAACAGAAAAUGUGUUUACAGAAAAGUUAUCUAAAAAGCUUGAAACUUAGCAUGAUAUUUCUAAAAAGAGUGUAAAUGAAAAUAAUGAAGAUUCCCGAAAUCAAAGGAAUCAAAGUGCAGGAAUGCGAAUAGAAUCAAAUGCUGCUUUGUAAUUUUAGUAGCAGCAGCAGUAGUAGCAUGCUUGA
Tetrahymena thermophila SB210 is the source of this 1497-nucleotide messenger RNA. RefSeq names its product Serine/Threonine kinase domain protein. Gene Ontology annotation, biological process: peptidyl-serine phosphorylation; intracellular signal transduction. Gene Ontology annotation, molecular function: ATP binding; protein serine/threonine kinase activity. Lineage: Eukaryota; Ciliophora; Oligohymenophorea; Hymenostomatida; Tetrahymenidae. The record is from RefSeq and is a predicted model, not a curated record. The transcript has 10 exons.